UGGGGCACAGGGAGUGUGUGUUGGGUCUGAGCAUUAAACAGAAUAUCUUCAGUACUCAGGACUGACUUCUGGAAAGAGGUAUUACCUGAGGAAGAGGAAAGAAAAGGAGCCAGGGAUGGCAGCUGUGACUCAGUUGACAUUCGGGGACGUGGCCGUGGAUUUCACUCAGGAGGAGUGGUGGUGCCUGACCCCGGCUCAGCGGGCUCUGUACAGGGAAGUCAUGCUGGAGAACUACAGGAACCUGCUCUCCGUGGGAGUCUCCCCUUCCAGUGUGAGUUUGACUUCCCUGUUGAAGCUCAGGGAAGAGCCGUGGCUGGCACAGAAAGACAUGAAAACUCCAGGAGAGCUGAAAGGCUGGGAAGAUGCCAAAGGUGUGAGCGGAGAGGGAAUCACUUGUUCAUUUAAACAUGGGAAGGCUUUCUCCAGACAUCCUGAUCUUUUGGUUCAUGAGCAAAGUCAUAGCAGUGAGAAGCCCCACCGCUGUGCUGUGUGCGGGAAGGAAUUCAGACAAGUGUUGGACCUCAAGUGGCACCACCGGGAGACACAUCCUGGGGAGAAGCCAUACCGAUGUGAUCAGUGCGGCAAGGCCUUCGUUGUGCUCCAGAGCCUCACCAAGCACCAGGCUCUGCACUCUGGCCACAAGCCGUACAAAUGUGAAAAGUGUGGCAAGGCCUUCCGCCAUAAAGCCAACCUCACCACACACGAGGCUGCACACACUGGCAUCAAGCCACACAAGUGCACCAAAUGUGGGAAGGCUUUCACCUAUGCUUCUAGCCUCUUCCGCCAUGGCAUGAUGCACACUGGAAUGAUGCGCUUUAAGUGUGUGUGUGGCAAGACCUUCAGCUCAAGUGCAGGUCUUGAAGCACACCAGGCAGUGCACGCUGGCUGCACACAACAUAAGUGUGUGGAUUGUGGAAAGAUGUUCAGCUUUGCUUGCACCCUGGCCAUACACCGCAGGACACACCCCAGGGAAAGGCCGUACAGCUGUGCCCUAUGUGGGAAGGCAUUCGCCCAGAAAAAUGUCCUGGCACGCCACCACAGGACGCACACUGGGGAGAGGCCCUAUGCAUGCGGUGACUGCGGGAAAGCUUUUAAAUCCUGCUCAGAACUCUGCGCCCACCGUACCAUCCACACAGGAGUUAAGCCGUAUCGGUGCCCAGAUUGUGGGAAGGCAUUUACACGGAAGACUGCACUUGUGCGCCACCAACAGACACACGAUGGGGGACCUCCCUAUGUGUGUGAUAUAUGCGGCCUGGUGUGCCGCCGUCGUUCCAACCUCACAUGCCAUCGCAGGCUUCACGACCGGCAAAAGUAGCGCCAGUGAGGG
Molecule: messenger RNA, 1327 nt
Organism: Perognathus longimembris pacificus (Pacific pocket mouse)
Lineage: Eukaryota; Metazoa; Chordata; Mammalia; Rodentia; Heteromyidae
Product: zinc finger protein 585A-like
Exons: 6
Coding region: 116-1315 (399 amino acids)
Biological process (GO): negative regulation of transcription by RNA polymerase II
Molecular function (GO): DNA-binding transcription repressor activity, RNA polymerase II-specific
Source: RefSeq, a predicted model, not a curated record